CUUGACCAGAGAGGCGUAGCCACUGAUGUGUCUCCGGAGGUAGCCACAGAGGCCCAGAAACACUCUCACCUCUUUUACGCUCGUCGGCGUUUUCCACUCCUGCACGAUGCGAAUCUUUUCAGGGUCGCAUUCGAUGCCUGCCGCGCUGAUUUUGAAUCCCAAGAACUGCACCUCCCGCUGGCAGAGCCUGAGUUUCCUCAGCGAGAGCGUGAGGCCUGCUCGGUGCAGCGCUGCCAGCACACGUUCCAGGUUGUCCCUCAUCUCAGGGAGAUCCUUGGACAGAAUCAAGAUGUCAUCAAAAUAUUGCACGUAGAUCUCGGGUGGCACACCUGCCAGGACCAGAGAUAGGGCACGGUUGAACGUGUGGGGCAGGCCACAGAGACCGUACGGUGCCGUCACAUACCGGUACAAGCCAAACUCAGUGGCGAUCGUUGUCUUUUCUCUGUCAGCCUCCUGGACAGGGAUCUGGUGGUAAGCCUGAACAAGGUCAAUGGAGGUGAACCACACUGCCCCACUCAGCUUCUGCAAGCUUGAGUCAAUCCUCGGGAUCACCUGCACUGAGGGUGUCGUUACCUUGUUGACCUUUCUGAAAUCACCACAUAUUCGAAUCUGGCCGCCAUGUGGUCGUUUGACGAGAACCAGAGGGCUGGCCCACUGGGACUGUGCGACAGGCUCGAUGACUCCAUCCUCCACCAACUCAUCCAGCUGCUCUCUCACAAGUCCAGUCAGGUGCCCUGGGGUGGGUCGGGGGUUCUGGAAUACUGGCCUGUUGUCACCUGUCGGAAUUGUGUGUUGGGUAACUGUGGUGCGCCCUAGCCCUGAGAACAAAUCCUGAUAUUUCAAGAGGAGAUUCCUAAAUUUUGACUUUUCCGGUUCAUCUAUAUGAGUUACAGACUCCUCCACUGUGGUGGCUGAAGGCUCAUCUACAUCAAUCAUGAAGGCACUUUCAUCACACUGUUCAAAAUCUCCCACAUGAGUGUCCUUAUACACAGUCACAUCCUGGUCUGUGGCAUUGGACAUACGCACUGGCACUGUGUUGUCGUGAAGCUGCACUGCCAGGCGUGCCACACACAGCUCUGUUCUGCUCACAAAUCCUGCAUCACUGUCUACUACACCAAACACAUCUGAACACACAUCAGGUACACUACAGGGACACUGGUUAUUCAAAACAACUUUGCCAGGCAGGAUGACCUCACUGCCUGCCUGCACUACAAUAGUUUCCGACACCAUCACACGACCUACCCGCAGGGUGCUAGUACUACCCAUGUUCCCCUGAGUCUCUAGCUCGAUACUGUCUCCCUGAAUGAUGAUUGUUCCUUGGGACAUGUCUACCACAGCCUUAGCCUCCCACAAUACAUCUAUUCCCAGGAGACAGGGUUCACACAACGUAUUCGCAACCAACACACAAACACUUUUCUUAAAACUACCAAUUUCGCACGUGAGAACCACCUUACCUAUUAUAUUUGAACAAUGGGCGUUGUCAGCCAGUCUGACACUUUUCCCCAUGGGAAGUAGGCGAAUGUCCUCUGGCAACUGGUCCCGUCUCACUAUCGUGCAAUCUGCCCCAGUGUCCACCAGUGCCGAGCAUCUCUCACCAUUCAGUUUAACCUGUACAUACCGGCCUGGUUGAUGAGGUGAAGGUGAUUUCACUUCUGGGGAGCUGCCUGCUGUCCCGCCCCGGCUGGAGGUGGCUGCCUCCAGUGCCGACCUACCAGACCCACCAGGGACUGGGGGCGCCGAUGAAGUACGGAAGUUGUCAGCGCACUGGACAGGCCCGUAUCGGGUGGUUGAAAAGCUCCGCAACUGGACUUACCGUAUCACCAAAGAGGGCGGAUCAGCGGAGGUCACCGUCCACCACAACAGGUUGAAACCCUGUCACUCGGAUCCGGAGAAGCCUCGGGCAGCCGCCCCCGCUCCUCCCAGGGCCCCAGUAGGUGGACCACUGACGGCUGCUCCCGUCCCUCCCAGGCUCAUGGUGGGCGAACGAGCCGCGGUGGAUCAGCCGCGUAGCCCUCCAGGCGUGGACGGAGACAGCUCUCGUCUCACACAGAGUGCCGUCGGCUCGCCGCUGGUGAGGUUACCAGCCGAGUCAGGAGAAGGCGGUACCGAGACAAGAGAAAGUCCCGCUCGCCAAGCUCCGGAGAGUGUUGGCUCAUCGCGGGCGAGGUUGCCCGCUGAUGCCGGCGACGUUACAGCCGGCGAGGAAAAUUCCAGAUCAGGGUGCCCGGCGAGAGAGAGGUCGCCUGUCCAGCUAAAUGACACGGGUUCUGGGACUCAGGAUGAAGGAGAGGGAGUCUCCCCACAGAGACAGACACCCAGGGGUCACAGUCGGUCAGGCCGGACGCUCAGACAGCCGACCCACCUGCGAGAUUUUGUCACAGAAUAUGUUAAGUGUUAGAGCAAUAGUGACGGUGUAUGUCACUUCGUGUGUCUGUCCUGUUGCCUCUUUAUGACUUCGUUUGUUCGUCGCAGGGUUCUGGAAUGGCAUAACGAUGGAUUUACCGCUGUAGGCUACACUUAGGUUUUUGAGCUCCGAACCUAGGCGUGGCACACUUUGGUAAAACGGGCAGUGCCAGCGGGCUGAUGUGUGUCAUCCCCCGCCUUUAGGUCGUUUGUAAUAACCAUGCCUCCGUUCGAAUGUCGCAUUCAGUGGUAACCAGUAGGACAAUGUCAUGUUUGUGUGUGUGUGCGUGUUUGUUAGUGCCACAUAGUGACGGCGUAGCGUGCGAUGUUCAUGUGUCACCCCUUCCGCCAGUGGACCCCUCAGGUUCCACCUUAAUGUAUAGUUUCCGAGGCGGAAACUUUCGCCGGCGGGGGUACUGUGGCGGGUGCGCCGCCACAAUUUAGUCGCGGUAUCCUUUUCCGUCCAAGUCGGGCGGUGGCGCAGGACGCGCCACAAACGUAGAUGUAAGACAAAGGAUCCGCCCCGUGUGUGGGACGCGUGCAGAGAGGCGUGCCGGGUUGUGCCGCUGAGUGCCACGAGUGUCCCGCGUACAAGAAUAAAGAUACACCGUUUGGCUGAGUUAUCAAUUAUGGGUUGACGUGACGCUACCGAGAGAACCCGCAACAGCCUUAUUAUGAAGUUUGGCUUCUUUGCAUAUGAAAACACGUGUGGCCAUGUGGAGUGCGGACGGCGCCGGCGGCGACUCUGCCGACUGGGAGCUGAGCAAGGAGAAUGUGCAGCCGCUGCGCCAGGGCCGCCGGCUAGACGUGCUGAACAGCUCGCUCCAGCCGGCAGCGGACGACCAGGUGGCGCAGAAGGUCGCCGAGCAGCGCAGGUCGUUUGAGCUGGAGAUCCGUACGUACACGGGCGACGACCCCCUGUCCCCCUGGCACCGCUAUGUGCUCUGGAUGGAGCAGCACUGCCCUCGCGGCGGACACGAGGGUAACCUGGACGGCCUGCUCACGCAGUGCAUCGCCCGCUUCACGGCCGAGAAACGCUACCACCAGGACCCGCGCUUCGUGGCGCUCAUCAUCAAACAGGCUCUGAGCACCCAGGAGUCGCUACCCAUGUUCAGGAAUAUGUUCAACCGCGAGAUCGGCACGAAGCUGACCAUGUUCUACCGCGCGUGGUCGGCCCAGCUGGAGCUGGCAGGUAAGAUGCUCCAGGCCGACUUGGUGCUGGCCGAGGGUGAGCGGCUCGGCGCCGAGCCGGCCGAUGAGCUCGCCGAGGCGCGGCGCAAGCUGCAGACCCGCGUGGCCAGCGCUCUGGCAGCCGGACAGCUGCCGGCGCAGACGGCACAGGUCGCCCAGAUCGGCCGCAGCGCAGCCGACGAGCGACACGCGCUCGGCGCACUCCGAGGCUCCGCUGACGGCAUGGUGCCGCGGCAGCGGGUCGGCGCGGUGCAGGCCGGCGGGCCGGGCACCCUGCCCAUGGCGGCGCCGGCCGCCCAUCAGCCGCGCCACAACCAGCGCCUCAAGGUGUUUGUCGACGAGAACGCGCCGCAGACGGCCGUGCCGGCGCCGGCUCCUCACGGCACGACCACUGAGCUGCCCACCGGGCGAGCCAUGCAUAAGGAGAACGUGCGCAAGGCGGGCCCGUGGGGAGCGCCGCAGAAGGCCUCCAAACGGCCGACUCCGCCGGGCGGCCCGGCAGCGCCUGCCUUUAGAGUGUUCGAGGACAGCGGGGCGGGCGCGGCCACUGGCAGUCCCAUCACCAUCAAGCAGGGCGCGCUGGCGACCCGCGCCGCCCCCGCCCCCGCCCCCGCCCCGGCCGGCGGCCUGGACAACAUUCCCGUGGCGCACUUUGAGCCGCCCAAUGACAAAGUGAAGGUCAUGUACAACAAGGAGCUGAUUUAUACUGGUGCUAGCGAGGUGUCCUUUGAGGAGCUGAGGGCGGCCAGGUGGAAAAAGGACAACAAACUGCUGCUGGAGCAGCGCCGUAUGCACGAGGAGAUGAACCGUCAGAUGCAGGAGAUGAUGCGCCGAAACUCUGAGCUGGAGCGGCAGGUGCUGGAGCUGCGCGCCCGGCCGGCACCGGCGCCGGCUUCGUCGCUACACGGCUCGCUGGGCCUCUCCAACGUCAGCGGAGGCUCGUCCAGUCUCGGAGGAGGACACAGCAACCUGUCGGGCUCGACGGUACUGGCCUCUCCGACGGUCAACACCCGCGACGCGAUGAACUACGUGCGCGAGGUCAUGAACAGGACCGUGGACACGUCCGUGCAGCUGCCGAUGCGUCACGGAACAGUGCCGGCCGCUCCACCGUUCACUGUCUACGAGGAGCCCGAGUCGAUGGUGGAGCGUCCGGCGGCCCCCGCCCCCGCCCCCUUCUCCAUCUACGAGGAGCCCGAGGCCGGAGCCGCGCCGGCCGCCCAGAAGGCGCCGCCCGCCGCCGCCGCCGCACCAUUCGCCGUGUACGAGGACGACGCCUGCGCCCGGCCGGCCGCCGACGGCGACGACGACGACUCGGACCGGGAGAACCGUCCCCCGGUCGACUGUCCGCCGCCGCCGCCGCGUCGCCGGCCGCCGCACGUCCUCGUCGACGCCGUGGACAUCCCGACCGAGCCACUGGGUGCCGAGGAGCCGGACCCCGCCCCCGGCCACGGCGCUCCGCCGGCGCGCCGGCCGCUCCAGUUUGACGACGAACUAACCGGCUUCGUGCCCCUGACGGAUGAUGUGACGAUCGCCGCCGGAGACCUGUCGCAUUUCGCGGCGGCCGCCGGCCGCGUCGCCUCGACACCGUUCGCGCCGCCGCAGCCGCCCUCGCCGGUCGGUGGGCGUGCCAGGCAGACGGAGGAAGACAGCGACUUCACGGCCAACCUGAGAAAUGUGCGUAUCGGACGUAAUGCGCAGGAGCGCUGGGCCUCGGAGCGGGUGCUGCCCUCGGAGGGCGUCCAGCAGCUGACGCCAAUUAUGGAGCGCUCACACGAUCAGCGCUCGUCGAGCGCCAGCGGCAGCAGCGGCUCGGAUAUGUCGCGUCAGUCGCGCGGCGACGUCUCGGCGCCGAUGGGCGGUCAGCAGUGGCGCCAGCGGCUGCCGUCGGGCGCCGACCGGUCGCAGCACCAGCAGUCGGGCCGCGCGCCGCCGCCGCCCCAGCUGACUCAGAGCUCCGGCUACCUGGGCGACCGGUCGUGCUCGGUGCGUCCGGCCUCGGCGGUCGGCGGGGCGGUAAUCGACUGCAGCAUGUCGCGCCGGCCGGAUUCGGCCGACGCCAGCGGUCUGCAGGCGCCGGACGUCAGCAUGGCCGCGCCGGCCGUCUCGCCCAACAGGAGCGCGCUCCGGCCGGCAGAGCUGAGCGAGAAGGCCGCCGAGCUCAGCCUGGCGCCGGCCGCCGAGCUCAGUCACAUCCAGACGCCGGAGCUGGCGCCGGCUCAGCCGCCCGCUGAACUCAGCGGCUUCCAGGCGCCGGAGGAGCUCGGGCCGACCCAGCCGCCCGCCGAGUUCAGCGCCCUCCCAGUACCGGCGGCUGAGCUCAGUGAGUUCCAGCCCCCGGCAGAGCUGAGCGGGUUUCAGCCCCCAGCGGAUCUGAGCGAGUUCCAGCCCCCAGCGGAUCUGAGCGACCCCCAGCCACCCCCGGCGGCCGAGCUCUCAGCUCUGACGCUGACGGAGACUCCGGCGCCGGCGGUACCCGAACAUCCCGACCCCUGGGACUCCACGCUGCAAGAGGACCUGCUGAAGAGCCUGUCGCGACCCGUCCACACCAGACGCUGCUACAAGAAACUGGCGGGCAAACUGCCCAACUUCUCGCGCAAGGAGAUCGAGAUUGACGGCCAGCGGCUGGCGGUUACCCUGAUUGGCGAGGGAGCGUACGCUCGCGUCUACCACGCCAUCGACCGCGAGACGGGCACCGCGCACUGUUUGAAGGUGCAACAGGACGGCGGCGACUGGGAGUUCUACGUGAUCGACGAGCUGCACGAGCGGCUGGCCCGCGACGCGGCAGAGAAUCCGUUCCUGAUGUCCGUGGACCGGAUGGUGGCGUUCGAUAACGGCAGCGUGCUGAGAUCGGACUACCAGAGGGCGGGCACGCUGCUCAACGCCUUCAACAAGGUCUCGGCCAUGUAUGGCAAGUUUGACGAGGGCAUGGUGAUGCUGUUCACCGCCGAAAUGCUGGGCGCAGUGUCAGCUGUGCACAGCGCCGGCCUUAUCCAUGGCGACAUCAAACCGGAUAACUUCCUGCUGCGUGGCGGUGAACUGGAGGACGUCGGCCACCUGCUGUCCCAGCUGAGCAGCGCCCAUCAGCCGCAGCUGCUGCAGCUCAUCGACUUUGGACGGGCCAUCGACAUGACCCUUCUGCCGCCUGGCACGACGUUCACGCGCGUGGUGACCACGGACGACUUCACGUGCCCGGAGAUGAAGGAGGGCCGCGAGUGGACUUUUCAGACGGACCUGUUUGGCGUGGCCGCGUCAGCGCACGUUCUGCUGUUCGGCAGCUACCUGAAGCUGCGUCGCCGGCCGGCUCCGGAUGGGCCGUGGUCUGUCAGCGGCACCAUAAGACGGUUCUGGUCGCCGGUGUGGGGCGAGUUCUUCUCUACCUUCCUCAACAUCCCGUCGUGCUCUGAGCUGCCGGACCUAUCCGCGUGGCGGCGGCGCUUCCUGGACCUGGCGCUCUCCAAGCAGCUGGACAAAGCGCUGCACAGUCUCAUGGUGGCCAUCAAACAGCCCUGAGCUGCUCGUCGAGCCGUGAGUGGUACCGCACUGGGCGGCGGCGGUUCUGUGUUUGUGCCUUUGCUGUAGAGCCGUGGAGUGCUGGACUCGGUGUGUGAGUGAGGGGUGAACCUGCUGGAACACGCAAGCGUCCCUGGCUCGUCUGGGGAGUGACAGAGCUGAAUGGAGGUGGAAUGGGGUGUGCGACGGCGUGACCACUGUCGAAGUGUUCACCGUGUGAGAGUGAGUGGCUGGGUACGAGAGGCGUGGUCCCGCCUGGCGUCUGUGCACCAACCCCUGUUUAACAGUUGACUCGUGAGUGUGUGGAACUGGCUCCCUCCCACGCCGGUCGACCCCGUGGGUCUCCGGUCAGCGGCCCUUUUCAUGCCGCGUCUUCUUGGCGUUAUGUAGUGCGCCAGUCUGUCGUUUUCCCGAGGGGAGAGACUUCUCUCGCUGAAGCGCGCAUACGAUCGAACGACCGUCGUCCCGGUCCCGGCGAAUGGACGGUGCUCGCAGCCGUGUGUGGCGCCUGUGUAUAUAGUGGUGUGCGCAGAAAGCUUCGGCGUGCCUAAAUGUUUAUCACAUUUGAUCGUUCAUUGAGUUCAGAAAUCUAUUUUAUCUUGUCGGCUUGUCUUUAACUCAUUAAAUAGUCUUAUAGAUAAGUUUUCAAAAUUUGCUAACAUUUCUCGCUCGUUGGCGCGCGCUUCUUUUAACCAUUCAUGUGUGGUGAUCUCUGGUCGUGUGUUUCGUUGUGCUGCUCAUCAGUCCAACAUUGUGUGUCGGUCACCUCGUUCGUCUCGCCACGACCCGUGCCUAGACCGUCUCCCCAGCGCUGCCCAACGGCAGUGCGGCGGGCGGGACGGUCACUGCUGUUACUGCCACAAGUGCCGACUGAAACCUCAUCUGAUACAUACUGUCAACGGAAGAGAUUAUAACGAGAUUGCCGGGGACCAACAAUAAACGAUGCGCUAAAUUCGA
Messenger RNA from Amphibalanus amphitrite, 8061 nucleotides. RefSeq lists its product as uncharacterized. The record is from RefSeq and is a predicted model, not a curated record. NCBI's taxonomy places the organism in Eukaryota, Metazoa, Arthropoda, Thecostraca, Balanomorpha, Balanidae. The coding region runs from base 3100 to 7104 and encodes 1334 amino acids. Gene Ontology annotation, biological process: protein phosphorylation; mitotic spindle assembly checkpoint signaling; meiotic sister chromatid cohesion, centromeric. The transcript is spliced from 20 exons. Gene Ontology annotation, molecular function: ATP binding; protein kinase activity.